GGGGGAGCAGUGCACAAUGCGUAAUUGUGCGCCGCGAGAACCUCGGCCCCCUGGGUCCGAUUCCGAGCCACGGCUAUCAUCAGUCGUGAUAUCAGAACCCGUCCCAGGUGUCAACUCAGGCUGUACAACAUGGUACGGCGUGUAAACAUCAACACUCGGGGAGACGGAGGCGGCCGGGCGUUGGCGUUGACCAUGCGACCCCGUGCUCGCCUUAAUCAUUCGUACGGCUGAUGUGGAUGCAGAGCAACAACUACAAUUUCACAUUCAGACUGACACGUGGAGACUGCUGGGGAGGGGGCUCUGGUUUGUGUUGAUUCAUUUUUUUGAGGGGGUGCGCGCCGCGCUUACUGAUCGGGCAGCAUGGGGGGCGCUGCGCCUAUGGAUGACGAGCCCCAGCUGGUUCCACCGCCAGACGGCGGCUGGGGAUGGGUGGUGCUGUUCGGCUGCUUCGUCAUCACGGGCUUCUCGUACGCCUUCCCCAAGGCCAUCAGCGUCUUCUUCAAGGAGCUGAUCAACGAGUUUGACGUGGGCUACAGCGACACGGCAUGGCUGUCCUCCAUCCUGCUCGCCAUGCUCUACGGCUCAGGUCCUCUGUGCAGCAUCCUCGUGAACCGCUUUGGCUGCCGGCCCGUGAUGCUGGGCGGGGGUCUGCUUGCUUCAUUUGGGAUGAUCCUUGCCUCCUUCUGCACCAACAUCAUCAUGCUCUAUCUCACGGCGGGAGUCAUCACAGGCAUGGGUCUGGCACUCAACUUUCAGCCGUCGCUCAUCAUGCUGGGGCGCUACUUCAACAAGCGGCGCCCGUUGGCCAACGGGUUGGCAGCAGCCGGCAGCCCCGUGUUCCUGACGACGCUGUCGCCGCUGGGACAGAUGCUUGUUAAGUCGUACGGCUGGAGGGGCGGCUUCCUUAUCCUGGGGGGGCUCCUGCUGAACUGCUGUGCAUGCGGUGCCGUAAUGCGCCCGCUUGUGCCCCCCAAGGAGGACGCCGGCAGUGGCGGAAGUGCCAAUGCCGGCGAGAGCAAGCGGCGUAACGGCAGCAGGGACGCCGGCGCUGCGGAACAAGAGCUCACCGAGAUGUUGCCCUCGAAGCAGAACGGCGGCUUUGUGGCCGUGCCUCUGGACGACAAUGGCUCCCAGGUCGCUGAGAGCCCAUCGCCAGGCACCGCCCCUCAUCGGGAGACACCGGUGUCCCCCAAGAAGAAGCAGAAAAAGAAUCUGCUGGACUUCAGUGUCUUCAAGAACAAGGGCUUCGUCAUCUACGCGGUGGCUGCGUCCAUUAUGGUGAUCGGGCUGUUUGUGCCGCCCGUCUUCAUCGUGAGCUACGCCAAGGACAUGGGCAUAGAGGACACCAAAGCGGCCUUCCUCCUGUCCAUCAUCGGCAUCAUCGACAUCUUUGCACGGCCGCUGUGCGGCAUAUUAGCUGGCGUCGAGCGUGUACGCCCAUACAUCACCUACCUCUUCUGCUUUGCGAUGCUCUUCAAUGGGUUCGCGGACCUCAUGGGGUCAUUCGGAAACACGUACGGCGGCCUCGCCACCUUCUGUGUCUUCUUCGGGAUCUCAUACGGGAUGGUGGGUGCGCUGCAAUUCGAGGUCCUCAUGGCCAUCGUGGGCUCCCACGUCUUCUCGAGCGCCAUCGGCCUAGUGCUGCUGUGCGAGGCCUGCGCCGUGCUGAUCGGGCCGCCCAGUGCAGGCCGCCUGGUGGAUGCCACCAAGAACUACAAGCUGACACUGUACAUGGCGGGCACGCUCGUCACCAUCUCCGGCAUAGUCAUGGGCGUUGCCAACUUCUUCUGCCUACCCAAGGUGCAAGCUUGUCCACACGCGGCUCCCCCUCUGGGGCCCGGCAAGGAAGAGGGGCAGCCGCUGACGGUGGUAACCAGCACCGAGCCAGAUCCCGAUGCCAUGCACAAUAACCGGGGUCCCACGGAGCCCGACGUGGAGGCAAACGAAGUGCAUGCAGCCCCGGACAAGGCCAAGCCGCCGUCGCCCGAGGAGAAGAAAGUGGAUGCUGCACCAGCAUCUGCGCACAUAGAGGAGGAGGCGGUGGCGGCAGCGGUGGCUUCAACCGCGGCGGCUUCAACCGCGGCGGCAACGGCGGCUGAUGAAGUGGUAGCAAAGGCAGAGUCGAAAGUGGAGGCAGAGCCGAAAGUGGAGGCAGAGACGAAGCCAGAGUCGACGGGAGAGGCAGAGGCACCGUCGAGCAAGGAACCAGACCCGGCUCCAGGCACGACUCGUGCCGACGUGGAGAGAGAAAGCGAGGUCUCUCCGCAGGCAGAGGCUGCCAGCGGCAACGACGACAACAAAGCGGCCACCGAGGAACUGAAGACAAACGACCCUACGAGUGGUGGAGAUUCCGCCAACGUGGAGACGGAGCAGCAUGCCUGAUGGACUGGCCACCACCUCACACUGCCUCCAAUUGGCGGGGUGGCACGUCCAGCGUCAACUCUCGUUUUGUUUUUUAAAAAAAUUUUCCCGUUGCAGGUCUUAGCAUCGUGUGUUCCUGUAGGGCAUUUACCGUGAUUAUUUGAGUUGCGUUUCUAGGCCUAGGCUUAUUCACGUCUAAAACGUGAAGUAUGUGCGUGCAUCGCACGCGUGCCACCGUCGCGAUAAUCGUGAUGGAUAGUAGCUGUCUAAUGCCGGACUUCUCAGUUGUAUUUGUGACCGGAAGCAAGUGUCUUUGCUGUACAGUGCAUUUCCUUUGGUUUCCAUCCGCAAUUUGGAAUCUGUUCAAUUACCUCGAGAUUUAGAAUUGAGGCUGCCAUUGUAGAUUAGGAGCAGACGCUUGAUUAGCUGCUUUCAUCAACGUCAUCAGAUUUUUUCGGUCCGAUGAAUCUCGUCAGUUUUAUUGAAAGACUCUUGAUUAAUGGUCAAGUCACUGGGAAUCUCUUAGCGGUGCAGCUACAUGUUGUACUUGGCGCAGAUGUUGCUUCCGUAUUGUGCAGUGGGAAAUGUUAUUGCAGCGACUGCAACAACGAGUUUUGUGGCGUUGAGGCCUUGUUCCAUGAGCAUGCACACAAGCUCUCCGUUACCCUCGGCGUGCUGAUGUUCCUCAGGCCACUCGGUGAGAACCUCUGAAAGCCUGGGUUCGAAUCCAGCACCCAUCCACGAUUUAACAAAGUUUGCGUGCAGAAAGUUUGUUGACAAUUGCCCAAAAUAAUAUAUAUUUUCACUUAAUUUGGCCUCGCAACAUUGGAUUCAUUCUGAGAUAUUACUAAAUAUAUCAGAGAACGAGCAGUGAAUUACUCUUCAUACAGCGCUGGUAGGAGAGGUUUUUGAGACUUUAAAGGAGACUGGCAUUUCCGUGGUCUCACCACUGUGAAGGAUUGUUUACUGGCAAAGGCAACCCUCCACCAUCUGUGAGGAGUCACCACAGUUGGAUUUUUCUGUAAGGAACUCCACUCUAAUGGCACAACUUUAAUGCAGUUCGUAACAUAAAAGGAUGAUUUGAAAACAUGUAACGUGAGGCUGCAGAGCAGCCCAUUGGGUGAGUGGUGUAGCAAGGCCUCAAGAGGACUAAUUUGGAGUUUUGUACAACCAAGGCGUGCGACCAUCUGUGGUGAAUUUACCAGUUCUCCACUUUGCUAAUACUCAUGCGCGUGAGGUAAACAUCAGCAUAAGGUGAACUGGAAAGAACAACUCCUGUUCAUCGAUGUUUGUAGCAAUAGCAGCACCACCUUGAGACGUGGUGUUAAUUUUAUCGUGCAUAUUUUGUCGCGCUCUGAAACUAACAUUGCUACUAAAAAUAUAUAUACUAAAUAUAUAUAUAGCCUUCUUGGUCAUUGUUGCCACGAUCUCACGAUACAGACGCCCUCCCCCACCACGACGAGCCACCCCCUUCUGGUCCGGGUUGGUUUUUAGUAACCGGACUGCCUCCAGCUACCUCCGUUCCCAUGAAUUUAAUUUGUAAGUAGCGCUGCGCUGAGUUCAGAUGAGUGUCUGACCUCACCUUUUCUCUGACCGUUUUGUUUUACGACAGUUUAAACCACCACUGAGAGAGCGUCGAGGGGGACUGUAACAUUUUGAACAUUGUUUAUAACCGCAUUGUUUAUAAAAACAAACCCAUUGUUAAAACAAACCCCACUUUUCUAAACUUCCUCACUAAACAUUCCCCCCCCUCUCCACUGACCUCGCCUAGAUUCCAGGCCAGGAACGGUAAACCGUACCCCGGUCAGUUCUUAGGCCUCGGGGGGUCGGGGGAAGGAAGGCGCCAUGAGGGGUCGCUCGUGGAGGUGAAGGGGAGAGAGCCGGGUCCUGGGGUAGCUCUAUAUCAUCAAAGCGUGGGCGUAGAGCUGUGAUGGGUUUGGGUGAGCGUUGAUGAAACCAUAAUUCUCACCCAUCUGUGGUGACGAUGGCCAUUAUCGCUAAUAUUCACCAGUGUCGAGCAUAUUAAUAAGCUGUGACUUAACUUGUAUGGUCGGAUAUUUGGUGUUUGGACAGGGUUGGUGGAUCAUUUAGACCAACAUGUAUGUGAUACACCCAUUGAUAUGCGAUUAUAUUUGACCACUGGCCAGGGCUUGGCAGUACAAGUACUUUGAUGUAACAGAUAUAUUUUGUAUGUGUUCUCUUAUCGUGUCCUUGGGUUUUCUCUGGGCAGUCUUCUUUUGAACCCAGUCGUGAAAUCUGCUUAAAAAUGAAGUGGUCGACAACUUCAUGCAGCAGCCUCCUUAAAAUAAACCUUGAGCCUCAGGCUGUCAUGGAUAUAAAAAAAACCUAAUUAUCUUACAGCGUUAGACCUUUACUACCAACCUCACAGCACAGCAAGCAUCAAAUAAUAUAUUAAAUUACUAAUGUAUUAUAUUAUAUACCAGCAGAAGGAAUAACUAGAUUAAGUAUUAGAUAUAUAAUAUUUUUGUUUAUUUUUAUUUCCACCUGGGACCAAAUUUGAAUUGGGUGGGGUUUAGUCUCUCUGGCCGAAGGGGGUUCUUCGGGCCAGUGGAGACUUCUCCACCAGCGAUCAACAGGUGCCGUCCGAGAGCACCAAGCUGCUCUUGCAUCUCGAAGUGUGUUUCCCCUUUACCGCUUCCUCCCUUGUCAUUAAAGGGGCAGUCCCGAGUAUUUGCGCGGCUCGGAUUUGUAGCCGGAGCGUGAUGGCACACGCUCGUGAUCCAGCACUUUGGGCAGGGUUGGUGGAUAAUGCAGAUUUGCACUUCCCCGAGCUGUGAGGGAGCCAAGAGAUUCAAGUAUAGCAAUAGAUUAUUGAAUCCCAAGUGAUUGGAGGUUUGAGUAUUAUUACCCCCUUCGUGUGAGAUUCGUGUUUUUUUUCUGGGCAUUUCAGUUUAUUUUAAGCCCCUAAUGGAAUAAACCAAGCCUUCCAAUGCACGGUUGCUCCUGAAUAAAGUAUUUUAGGCUCCGUAAGGAAUUCCAAUAUAAAUUAGAAUAAAAAAAAGUCAAACCAAGUAAUCACUUGGGAUCUUGUAGCUAACGGCUUACGUAAGAGUUCCCCUUAGAUUGCCUUUGAAAGACAAAGGUUUUGGGGAAAACAGUCUUACUGUCUUCACAAUUUAUGGAAGUGGCGUUAGGCUACAUUUGUAGACUGGCAGCAGCCUUAAUUGAAUACCUUUGGUGAUCAUAUUUCGAGAAUCCUUCAACGGACCACUUUGGAUUUAUUGAUUUGAUUAAAUUGAUUUAAUGUGCUUUCAUGCAAUUACUGUCAUUCCAGCCUUUGCUUCCCCCUUGUGUGUGACCCACGAACUCCUGCAACCGACUCCCCUGUUGUGCGGCAACGGAAACACACUUCCAGACACAAGCCGCAGCUCAAGUGUUGCGAGCUGUAUAGACUCUUCUUAUAUUACAGUACUUAUUUUUCAGCAAAGGAAACCACAAAAACAGAAAACACUGGUAUUUCAGUCUUCACAGUCCCAUGGGGCUUCGUCCAUGUGACCCGUUAGCCAGCUUGGCUGAAGACAGAAACCCAAAAAACAAACGCCUCUUAUCCUCUAGACAUCUGAUACACACGUGUGGGCUGUGCUUCCUGGGCUAUAUCCAACGCGAGUUUUGAAGCUUUGUUAAUUCACAAAGUUGCUAGGGUAGUACGCUCACGUGAUUGUGAUCUCAGUUUUUUUUAAUUGUCAAGAAAUCGUCUUUGUAUCCAGGUUUCAGUUGCUGUGAUUAGACGCUUUCAUCAAUUUCAAACUGUGUUGUAAACCGUUGUGUACUGUUUAGUGUCGCUGCAUCACGAGCGCUCGAUGUGAAGGUCACCAUAAAGGUCGUUGAAUCAGUUAACAGCACUCCACACUCACGCGGAAACAGUCCGAGACACAGCCCAGGUGUGUAGCUACUAAUGAAGAUCUGAUUGCCGUUUUUUUUCUAGGUUUGUCUUUAAUCCCUCUGUUUAAUCCUGGAGCUUGCCCCCAGGAAGAUGUUAACUCGUGGCCCGAGUGUGUGCGUGGGGGUUAGUGUGGUGAAUGUGGGGCGGCGGUGGGGGGACGGGGGUGUUGUGUUUCAACAUGUCGUCACAGUGUGUUGUGUUUCACCACUGAAUGUGCUCCUCACGUGAACACGACACAGAAGGACGGGAGGGGGACGCGGAGAUUGGGGGAGGGGAAAUGGUUUGGAGGGAUGGAAGAGGGAGACGGAGAGUGGGGCAGAGAGAUAGAGGCGGAGAUGGAGAGGCAGAGGAGAGUGUCAGCGGUGGAGGAGGAAAACGUAGAGAGCGACCGACGAACUUGGAGAUAAUGGAAGAGGUAGAGAGAGUGGAACAGGCAGAACGAGAGGAGAGUAGAAGUGAAGGUCAACGGCGUGCGUGCAUGAAAGGUGUAAUAGAAGAGUGAAUGCGAGAUAGAAUAAAUACAUAACAUUGGAGGUGGACAAAGGGAGGACGAGAGAAAUGGAAACGUAAAAAAAAUGAGGCGAGAGGGAGAAGUGGAGAGACGGAUGGGGAGAGAGGUGAGAAGGAAUGGGUAUCGAUAGGGAGAGACGAAGGUCGUGUCGAGUUACAGGGUGUCCGUGAGGCACUGUUUCUCCAAACCGUGGAUACGUUUUUCGAGAGCAGAGAAGAUUAAUGUAUUUAUUUAUUUAUCUAUCCAUUCUAUUAGUGGACAGCAGAAUAAGCUCGCAUUGUUUGCCAAUGUGGGGCCGGGGGAUGGGGAAGCGAGCAAAACAGAGGUCCGAGUGUUUGGAUCGUGAUGUUAUCUUUCAAAAUAAUUUCUCAAUGUAAUAGUUAUUUUUUUAACGUGUUGUUCCGUGCCACUGACUGAAUAAAACUGGUUGUGUUGAACGUG
Molecule: messenger RNA, 7217 nt
Organism: Petromyzon marinus (sea lamprey)
Lineage: Eukaryota; Metazoa; Chordata; Hyperoartia; Petromyzontiformes; Petromyzontidae
Product: monocarboxylate transporter 4-like
Biological process (GO): transmembrane transport; monocarboxylic acid transport
Cellular component (GO): basolateral plasma membrane
Molecular function (GO): lactate:proton symporter activity
Source: RefSeq, a predicted model, not a curated record